CGUUUCCACGCCUCUCCACUCCCCCCUUAUCCCUCCUCCCCGCCGGCUGCGCUCCUCCCCCUUCCUCCUCCCUCCCCCUCUCCGUCGCCCCCGCCAGAUCUGUCUGUGUCUCUGCCUCUGCGUGAGAGGAGGGGGGCCCUGCGUACUGAGCGAUGUUUGGCCGCCAUCGCGGAGGAGGAGGAGGCGGCGCAGGAGGCUGAGGGAUCCGCCGCCAGACUGAGAGGAGAACGCCGCUUGGGCCUGCCUGGUCUCCCCCCGGCGCCUUGCCCGCCCUGCCUUCUUCCCCGCAGCCCGUAGUGAAGGUCGCCGCCGCCUGAGCCGGCUGAGGGGGCCUCUCCUCCCCGACCCCUUUCCCUCCCCCUCCCCCCGCCCCUCAGGAAGGGGGCUCCGCUCCCGCCGGGCCCGAAGAUGUCGAACCUGAGCAAGGGGACGGGCAGCCGGAAGGACACCAAGAUGCGGAUCCGAGCUUUCCCGAUGACCAUGGAUGAAAAAUAUGUAAACAGCAUUUGGGAUCUUCUGAAAAAUGCAAUCCAGGAGAUUCAGCGUAAGAACAACAGUGGCCUCAGUUUUGAGGAAUUGUAUAGGAAUGCCUAUACUAUGGUAUUACAUAAACAUGGAGAGAAACUCUACACUGGACUACGAGAAGUGGUUACUGAGCAUCUCAUAAAUAAGGUGCGAGAAGAUGUACUAAACUCAUUAAACAACAACUUCCUCCAAACAUUAAACCAAGCAUGGAAUGAUCAUCAGACAGCUAUGGUCAUGAUUAGAGACAUUCUGAUGUACAUGGAUCGUGUAUAUGUACAGCAAAAUAAUGUGGAAAAUGUCUACAAUUUGGGAUUAAUUAUCUUUCGAGAUCAAGUUGUACGUUAUGGGUGUAUUAGGGAUCAUCUACGACAGACAUUGUUGGACAUGAUCGCGAGGGAACGAAAAGGAGAAGUUGUAGACAGAGGAGCAAUAAGAAAUGCUUGCCAGAUGUUAAUGAUUCUAGGCCUUGAAGGAAGAUCAGUCUAUGAAGAAGACUUUGAAGCUCCAUUUUUAGAGAUGUCAGCAGAAUUCUUUCAGAUGGAAAGCCAGAAAUUUUUAGCAGAAAAUAGCGCUUCAGUUUAUAUAAAGAAAGUAGAAGCUAGAAUUAAUGAAGAAAUAGAACGUGUGAUGCACUGCCUUGAUAAAUCCACUGAAGAGCCAAUUGUAAAAGUUGUUGAGAGGGAGCUUAUUUCCAAGCAUAUGAAGACUAUCGUGGAAAUGGAGAAUUCUGGGUUAGUUCAUAUGCUAAAAAAUGGGAAAACAGAAGAUCUUGCUUGUAUGUAUAAGCUGUUCAGCCGUGUACCGAAUGGUCUAAAGACAAUGUGUGAGUGCAUGAGCUCCUACUUGAGGGAACAAGGUAAAGCGCUUGUAUCUGAAGAAGGAGAAGGAAAGAACCCGGUUGACUAUAUUCAGGGUUUACUGGAUUUGAAGAGUAGGUUUGACCGUUUCCUGCAAGAAUCUUUCAAUAAUGACAGGCUCUUCAAACAAACGAUUGCGGGUGACUUUGAGUACUUCCUCAAUCUCAAUUCUAGGAGUCCAGAGUAUCUCUCAUUAUUUAUUGAUGACAAGUUGAAAAAAGGAGUCAAAGGACUGACAGAGCAAGAAGUAGAGACUAUACUGGAUAAGGCAAUGGUUCUGUUUAGGUUUAUGCAAGAGAAAGAUGUAUUUGAACGAUACUAUAAGCAGCACUUGGCAAGGAGGCUUUUGACGAACAAAAGUGUUUCAGAUGACUCUGAGAAAAAUAUGAUAUCUAAGUUAAAGACUGAAUGUGGAUGCCAAUUCACAUCAAAACUGGAAGGAAUGUUCAGGGAUAUGAGCAUCUCAAACACAACAAUGGAUGAAUUUAGGCAACAUCUACAGGCUACAGGGGUCUCAUUAGGUGGUGUUGAUCUGACAGUGCGGGUUCUUACAACGGGCUACUGGCCCACUCAGUCGGCCACACCAAAGUGCAACAUUCCCCCAGCCCCCAGACAUGCUUUUGAAAUAUUUAGGAGAUUUUAUUUAGCCAAACAUAGCGGACGGCAACUGACACUCCAGCAUCACAUGGGUUCUGCAGAUCUCAAUGCCACCUUCUAUGGUCCUGUUAAAAAGGAAGAUGGCUCAGAAGUUGGUGUAGGAGGUGCCCAAGUAACUGGCUCUAACACACGGAAGCACAUAUUGCAAGUCUCCACUUUCCAGAUGACGAUACUAAUGCUUUUUAACAACAGAGAAAGAUAUACUUUUGAGGAAAUACAACAGGAGACAGAUAUUCCUGAAAGAGAGCUUGUACGAGCGCUACAGUCUCUUGCAUGUGGAAAGCCAACACAACGGGUUCUCACAAAAGAGCCAAAAUCAAAAGAAAUAGAAAAUGGACAUAUAUUUACAGUGAAUGACCAGUUCACAUCCAAACUGCACAGAGUCAAGAUUCAAACAGUUGCUGCCAAACAAGGAGAAUCGGAUCCAGAAAGAAAAGAAACAAGACAGAAAGUAGAUGAUGACAGAAAACAUGAGAUAGAGGCUGCUAUAGUGCGGAUAAUGAAAUCUAGGAAGAAGAUGCAGCAUAAUGUGCUAGUAGCAGAGGUAACUCAACAAUUGAAGGCACGAUUCCUACCAAGUCCGGUUGUUAUUAAAAAGCGUAUUGAAGGACUUAUUGAACGAGAAUAUUUGGCACGAACACCUGAGGACCGCAAAGUAUACACUUACGUAGCAUAAAAUGUGUUCCGCAAAUAUGAUUUAUCCUUGGACUAUACUCUUCGCAUGAACUGGGAAGUUCUUUUAAAUCAUUAAAUAUUAAGGUGACCAUCUCUUCUAUUAAAUUACAAUACAUGUUCUAUACCAUUCAGAUCAAGCCUUUACUCCUUCGGAGAGUUUUUCGACAUCAAAUUGAUUGAGCUUCAAGCUUCUCAGCGUUUAUCCCUGUAGAGAUCAUCCUUACAGUUCCUCGGGAAAAUGUGAAUGUGCCGCGUUUUGUUUUCAAUACUGUAUGAAAACAGGAAAAAAAAUAAAAACAAAUUUAGAAAAUGCAGCUCAUUUAAAAAAAUAAUAAAACUGUUGACAUUUCAUUUCCCCAGAUCUUCAGUGUUGAUGUAAAUGUGUUUUCUGUAGUGUUGCUUAGCACUUUGCGCAUUGUAUACGUUGGGUUACAAGAAAAACACAGCUGAUAAGACCGGAUUCCCAAUAAUAUUGCUCUGCUUUGGACAUUUCUUUAAAGAGCCAUGUUUAAUUUAAAGAUUUGGUAAAUUUAUAAAGACCUGAAAACACAAUUUUAGCAUGCUUUACUUCUCCACCUGCAUUCACUCAUAUUCCAGUUAAUAUGAUGAGGAACCUUUUUGGGGUCACAGUUCUGGGCUGUAAUAUUUGGCCUGCCCUUUUGUAAUUUUGAGUUCUUCCAAAUUAAGUUAUAUACUGAUUAGGUUUGUUAUGGUUCCUUUUUAGGAGAAAUGGGGGGAACAUUUAGUGUGUAUAAACUGUAUGAUACUUUUUGCUGUUGUACUCACUGCUCAUAGUGGAUUGUACAGAGCGAUGUUUUUAUUUCACUCAAUGUAGACAAAACAAAUUUAAAAUAAAUGGAUUUAGUGUACACGAGCACUAAUUCAAAUCUAUUAGAGCACAGGGAUGACAAUUUGUUAAACUAAAUACCCCUUGGAGAAGCACAUUAGCCUAUACUCUAUUCAAGAGGUAGAGGAGGUUUAUGGCUUUUAAGUUCCCACUUUCCAGAAGGUUCAAGUGAAGCCAUUGUGCACUAUUAAUUUACUGUUUUAAAAUGCAAUCUAAAAAUGCAAUAAAUAUUGUUACUUUGAUCUUAA
Hemicordylus capensis (graceful crag lizard) is the source of this 3809-nucleotide messenger RNA. RefSeq names its product cullin 3 (gene CUL3). The record is from RefSeq and is a predicted model, not a curated record. Gene Ontology annotation, biological process: ubiquitin-dependent protein catabolic process; protein ubiquitination. Gene Ontology annotation, cellular component: Cul3-RING ubiquitin ligase complex. The coding region runs from base 409 to 2715 and encodes 768 amino acids. Gene Ontology annotation, molecular function: ubiquitin protein ligase binding. NCBI's taxonomy places the organism in Eukaryota, Metazoa, Chordata, Lepidosauria, Squamata, Cordylidae. The transcript is spliced from 16 exons.